AAUUUGAUAUUGGAAGAACAACCGCAGACGACACUUCAUUUUCCUGUGACUUUUUUUCUCUCUCAUUUUACGUUCUAGCAAAUGAAGUGCAUCGAAGGAACUGCUCACGAUGUCGAAGGAAACGAUGAUAAUCUUUGUUUACGACCUAUCUAAGAAGGUGGAAAACGAUGACCCAACGGGCUCCAUUAUUUACUUUCAUCCGAUGUGGGUGUCGGAACUGCAGAAAAAAUCUCUCUGUGGCCAGUUGAUGGGAUCCACAUACUUUCUCGGUGAAACUCUAUCGAAAGUUCGGUUUAUUUCACUACAGAAUGGCAAAUUUGCGUUACGAUCGCAUGGACGCUUCAUGUUGGCUGUAGGAUCGGACCGCAACAUAGCAGAAUCCAUUCUUGAGUACCGGGCCAGCUUGUUGUCCUCGCUUAUUGAACUGUAUCAUGGCGAUUUCAGCACCCUGUACAGUGUUUACGUUGAAAAGGAGCAGAAAACGGGAUUUAAUGAGAAGGUGUUUUGUUUGAUGGAGUCCACUUUGCCGCUGCUGCAAUUCAAUGGCAAUAUUUUACAGAAUAUGCCCCUGCUACGACUACCAAAGUGCGCAAGUAAUGUAUACCUGGAGUCCAACCAAAUUCUUCAGAACUUCCUCCAAAACAAGGGAGUGUUAGGUGGGUCCAUAUUUUACCACAAUAAAGUACUGGCUUCACAGUUGCCGACCAACUUGACGAAACUGUUCGUGUACUCCGAUCCUUAUCGCGCGAAGCUAGCAGAAAUGAUAGCAGUCACAUUCCAUGUGCCAAACGGCGUUAGUCUCAUCAGUGCGUACAUCACAAAGCGUGACUAUACGCAGCUGCUCGAUGCGACGAAAAACAUUCCCAUUUAUUUCAACAAUUGCACCACAUCAGCAGCUUCAGCAGCUGCAGCAGCAACAUCCUCAUCCACUGGACCACCAGUACCGUUUGCCAUUAAGAAGAAGCUAAUCCCAUCGAAAGAUCUCGUCGGUAGCACGGUGGCUGGCUUUCCGAUGCUCAAGACAGACAAAUCGAUUAUUUUUUCCAACAUUCCGGAAGAAGACACUGUUGGUGGAGAGGUUGCUGGGCAAAUCUUUGAACCGGCACAGAAAAAAGUACCGUUCAGCACCGUAUCGCGGCCAACCUUUUUGCCAUUAAAGUUUAAAAAUCUCACAUCACGAGACAUCAUCGAUUCCGGUGUGAAUUCGAUCAAUUUUGACGAAUCGGACAGCUUCCCGAACUUUAUCGGUAAAACAAGCGUCUGUUCGACGCCACUGACUGAGAAUAAGAUUGUGCCAAAUAGGAACAUGAUGUCGAUAUGUGUCACGCAGGAUCAGCCGUCUGACGCACCACCGGGGGAGGAAGUGAAGGAAAAUGUGGAUAGUAAAGAGGAUGGCAUUGUUGGGCCAGUAGCGGUGGGAGAAAAUGUCAGUAUUUUAAAAUGCUUCAAUGCUAGAAAGUACAGUAUCCUCAACAAUCCUUUCAUAAUGCCAACGAAUGUUCGUUGCGCAUCAAUGUCGAAUUUAACCGGCAAAGAAAACGAUGAGUCGGAGGAAAAUUCACCCGCUGAAGCCAGCAAUAGUGAGGAGCGAGAGAUGCAAAGAAAGUAUCAACACAAGUUCCCGAAAAAUUACGACCCAUGGAAAACUGUCACCGAUCCACUGUAUCCAAUUGUGGACCAACGCAAGCGAGCCAUGUCGUACAGUUUGUUCCAAGAUUUUGAACGUACUCGCAACGAACGGAUAGCUGAACUGGUCGAACAGGAAGCAAAGCAAGAAACCAAAGGCAAAGAUAAGCCCAUCAAAAAUAGUACGAUGGAUCGCAUACCGAAAACGGUUAACAGGGUAGCCGUAAAUACUAGCGUAAAUAAAACGAAUCUAUCAUCAGAUCAAUCGGAAACCGGUGCCAUUCCGGCUACCACACCUAAAGAUCGACGUGGUCUCAGCUUACCAAUCAAAUCUUUUAAUCUUAACGAUGAGCUACCAACCGCGGCAAGGGUGGCUAGUAAUGGCACCAGCCAGGAGCUGUUUACACGCCGUAAAAGUACGCUAGAAUUAACGCCCCUUAUGUCGAAGCUAACUGUACUGGCAAUGAAUGACACCGAAUCAAGUGGCGUAUCGAGCUGGGAUACAACGCCGGGGUGCAGUUACAACAUGGCAAUUUCACCGCAAGAAUAUAUUCCGCAGCGCCGGAAAUCGCAAGACAUAUCACAAUCUGCGACGGUACAGUCAAAUGGAGGCGUGAUACCAGCAGGUGAUGACACGGCUCUAGUCAAGGUGGAUCUGUUCGUGUGCGUGCAGCAGAACAUGACAUUGAUAUUGGUCAUGCAGGAGAAAAACUGUAAAAAUCAACGGCUUGUGCAGACACUGUUUGAAUCGUGCGUGUCAAAAUUCCUGAGGAUUGAAAACGACAUUCAACUUGCCAUGAACAUUAACGUGGAUGGGUUCGAUAAGGCGGACGGGUACAGCCUGAUAGCACUCGAUACCGGUUGGGACGUGGCAAAAAAGAAUGGUCCAUGGAACGCAUUGGAGCUACAAACGGCAGAAUCUUUGCACACCUACUUCCGAAAGCGUAGUCUAGUAACGGAAGUGACGUUAAAAUCGCAGGAAACCGUUCUGUACGGGUACCAGUGUGGCAUGCGGGAACUAUUUUACACGCAGAUCGCAAACGCGCAGGGCGGUUUGCCUCCGCCGCAGGAUGUAAUGGGUGCGGUUCCGCUGUGUGCAAAACGUCGCAUCGAGCGGGAUCAUUUUGCGUUGUUACUUUAAAGUGCACAGCACUGUGCAUAAUAAUCAUCAUACUACAUACUACAUA
This is a messenger RNA of Anopheles maculipalpis, 2813 nucleotides long. RefSeq lists its product as uncharacterized. Gene Ontology annotation, biological process: vesicle-mediated transport. The record is from RefSeq and is a predicted model, not a curated record. NCBI's taxonomy places the organism in Eukaryota, Metazoa, Arthropoda, Insecta, Diptera, Culicidae. The coding region runs from base 110 to 2767 and encodes 885 amino acids. The transcript has 8 exons.